Dissoconium aciculare CBS 342.82 is the source of this 1263-nucleotide messenger RNA. RefSeq lists its product as uncharacterized. The record is from RefSeq and is a predicted model, not a curated record. Gene Ontology annotation, molecular function: dipeptidase activity. Lineage: Eukaryota; Fungi; Ascomycota; Dothideomycetes; Mycosphaerellales; Dissoconiaceae. Bases 1 to 1263 code for a protein of 420 amino acids. The transcript has 5 exons.
AUGAAACACAUCGGGGAGAGCGGGUCGGACCCGGACUACCUCGACGCGAUCAAUACGAUCAUUGAUGGACUCAGUCAUGAAAUGCGCCGGAUCUCGCUGGAAAUACACGAUAACCCUGAGCUCCAGUACAAGGAAUUCCGUGCACACGCGACUCUGACAAAGUUCAUCGGGACACAAAAGCAAUGGCAGGUAACUCCUUCAGCAUAUGGCAUUGAGACGGCGUUCGUAGCGGUGUAUGACAGCGGCAAAGCCGGGCCUGUCGUCUCCUUCAAUGCCGAAUAUGACGCUCUGAAAGGUCUCGGACACGCGUGUGGACAUAAUCUCAUCGGGAUUGUUUCGCUCGCGGGCGCCCUCGGCACUGCGACGGUGAUGCAACGACACAACUUGCCCGGCAAGGUGGUCCUAUUCGGAACGCCAGCCGAGGAAGGAGGUGGCGGCAAGAUUCGGUUGCUCGAAGCUGGGGCAUACCGGGACCACUCCGUCGACAUCUCGCUCAUCACGCAUCCCGGAACUUCGGCAGAUUCGGCCCUCACCCGGACAGCAGCCUUCUCCAGUUUCAAGGCCGAGUACUUUGGUAAAGAAGCUCAUGCCGCCUUGCGCCCUUGGGAUGGGAUCAACGCCCUCGAUGCGCUCGUCACUGCUUACAAUGCCGUGGCCGUUUUGAGACAGCAGACGGCGCCGGGCGACAUCAUCGAGGCACAGAUACUCAACGGAGGGUUGAGGCCGAACAUCAUUCAUGGCUACAGCUCGGGCUUAUUCGUCGUCCGCUCCGCAUCGCGCGCGCGUCGUGAUGCACUCAUGUCACGAGUGCUGGCUUGUUUCGAUGCAGGAGCCACGGCCACGGGCGCGACGCUGAAGAUCACGCACAGGAAUGGCUACGAUGACCAUGUGCCCAACAAAGUCCUGGGUGCGCGCUACCGCAAGGCGUUUCUCGCCUUGGGAGGUCGAAUUCCGGUCGAGGCGGUUGACUACGCCACCAAUUGGUCAUCGGCGUCGACCGAUCAGGGCAAUCUAUCAUAUGCCAUGCCCAGUAUCAGUCCGUCAUUCUGGAUCCGGAGUGAGACUCCGGACGGUAAACAGCUCGGUGGACCGCACACGCCCGAUUUCGAAAAGGCUGCCAGGACGCCGGAGGCUCAUGACCUGGCCCUGCGAGCAGCCAAGGCCCUGGCUGCAACGGCCGUCGAUGUCCUGACGCAGCCGGAAAUCCUGCGAGCGGUGCAGGAGGAAUUCCGAUCGAUUCGGGAACGUCCUCAUCAUAUGUGA